Molecule: messenger RNA, 1750 nt
Organism: Pyrus x bretschneideri (Chinese white pear)
Lineage: Eukaryota; Viridiplantae; Streptophyta; Magnoliopsida; Rosales; Rosaceae
Product: transcription termination factor MTERF4, chloroplastic-like
Exons: 2
Coding region: 382-1200 (272 amino acids)
Biological process (GO): chloroplast organization; regulation of DNA-templated transcription
Cellular component (GO): chloroplast
Molecular function (GO): double-stranded DNA binding
Source: RefSeq, a predicted model, not a curated record
CUCAUUCGGCCUGUUCCGUAAAAUUCUCAAAGUGUAGCUCUCUGUAAUCCCCGAUUAGGGCAAUCCAACGGCACUGCGCAGGGAGAAGAAGAAGACGACCAACCAAUGCUUCAACAAAUUCAAUAGCAUCAAAUACUUAUUCAAAUCAAAGAACCAGAUUCCGCCAUUUCAGCUUCCAAGAAGCUCCAGAUCGAACCCACCGCCACCCACCACCCUGACUCGGUACUGAGUCUGUUCAGAGCUCACGGGUUGACUCGGAGCCACAUCAAAAAUCUAAUCACCAAACGUCCGGGAUUGCUUUUGGGCGAUUUAGACAGUAGCAUUGGACCCAAUUUGGAUUUGUUCAAGUCCUUGGGGUUUUCGGGAACUAGCCUUGCGAAAAUGGUUGGCAAAGAGCCUCGUGUGCUCGAAUGCAAUGCGAAAACGGUGUUUGAGUUCUUUAGGAGUCAUGGAUUGAGUGAAAAGGAUGUAGCAUCCUUGAUGAUGAAGCUUCCUGCAUUGUUUGUAUACGAUGCAGAGAAGAUUUUUAAGCCAAAGAUUGAGUUUUUCAGGUCUUUGGGGCUCUCAGAGAUUGAAAUCGCGACGAUUUUGUCCAACGAGCCUUAUGUUUUAACUAGGAGCCUUAAACACCACUUCAUACCGAGUGUUAAAGCACUUAGGCGGUUUCUUGGCAGUGAUGAGAAUGUGCUGAAGGCUAUAAAGGGAUACUACCGGAUGCUUGAGUGUAAUUUGGAAAAGUUACUUGAGCCGAACAUAACAUUGUUGAGGAGCCAUGGUGUGCCAGAGUCACUGAUUGUGAAGAUUUUCAUGAUUCAGCCAAAAACACUGCUUCUGAGGAAUGCAGUGCUCAGUGAGAUUAUUGGUCAUGUUAAAGAUUUGGGUUUUGAACCUAAUAAUCUGCUAUUUGUUUUAGCUGUGCGGAGCAUGGCAGUGAUGAGUACGGCACUAUGGGAGCAGAAGUUGGAAACUUAUACAAGUUUAGGUUUGUCGAAAGAUGAGAUUUUUGCAGCGUUCAGAUCGCAACCCAUGUGUAUGAUUACUUCGGUGAAGAAGAUCCAUCAAUUGAUGGAUUUUUUUGUGAAUAGGUUGAAUUUGAAGCCGUCAAUGGUUGCGAAGCAUCCAAACCUUUUGCUGCUCAGCAUGGAGAAGAGAAUUCUUCCUAGGUGUUCAGUUCUGCAACUUUUAUUGUCACGGGGUUGAUAAAGGAAGACAUUAACUUCCCCUAUGUGCUCAAACUGACCGAGAAGGCUUUCAUGCGGAAGGUAUUGAGCAAGUAUGAACAAGUGGUUCCUGACAUUGUCAAGGCAAAUAAAGGCCAGAUAGAAUUUCAAGGGUUUCCAGUUCCCUUAAUAUGCAAGUAACAAUGAUGAAAUUGAACGAUUGAGCUUGUCCAGAAGGAUCCCGAAUUUAUUAACUUCAUCGUGUUGGCUGUGGAUGCUGAUCUUACUCAUUGGUUGAGAAGUUAAAAGGGAACAAGAGCAAAAUAUCAACCAGUUAUCUUGCCAACCUUGGAUGGCAAUAAGAACUGGUCAAUUCUGAGAACUAAAGACGAAUCAACAUCUGUAGCAAGAAACCAUGUUUCAGGAUAGUAAUUUCUUACAUGCUAUGAACUCACCUGUAGACAUGGUAUGUGAGACUUCAAAUUUCAAUUUAUUCAAGGAUGUCCAAGUUUGUGAAGCCUUGAGUAGGAACUACACAUUUCGAGCAAUGUUAUGGCCUCUAAACUGGAUGAUUACUCUUUACAUUUUCA